Molecule: messenger RNA, 672 nt
Organism: Psylliodes chrysocephalus
Lineage: Eukaryota; Metazoa; Arthropoda; Insecta; Coleoptera; Chrysomelidae
Source: the annotation of a GenBank genome assembly
GGAAAACUGUUUUAGUUUGUGCUAGUGCGUAUUUUUCUUCUAUUUUUUUUUCGUUUUACUUAGUGAAUAUGUUGUGCGUCAAGAUAAUAAUAUUGUCACUGUAUAUAGUAACAAGAGAAGUUUUUGGAGGAGCCAUAACAGAAUAUCCAGAUGAAGGAUACGAAGAUUAUACAGGAAAAGAGGAUUAUCAUUCUCAUCCGAAAUACUCCUUCAAAUACGGCGUCCACGAUCCAUCUACCGGCGAUGUGAAAAGCCAAAAAGAAGUCCGAGAUGGCGACGUAGUGAAAGGACAGUACUCUCUAGUGGAACCCGAUGGUUCCAUUCGAACCGUGGAUUACAUAGCAGAUUCUGUAAACGGUUUUAAUGCUGUGGUAUCGAAGAGUGGGCCAUCUGUACAUUUAGCGGCGGAACCUGUAGCCAUCAAGAAAGUGGUACCUCUAUUGAAUCAAGUGGUACCGACUUACGUCAAGCAGGUUUUACCUGUAGUGAGGCCGGUAAUACAGAAAGUUUUACCUCAUCCUGUUUACAACUACAAAUAUACGUCGGCGUUAGGUGUAAACGACAUAUAUGACGGAGGUUAUGGAUAUGGAGAUGGAUAUGACCUAGAUGCCUAUUUCAGCGGCCUUCACGGCCAUGAGUAUUAGACACUACCUGCUGUUUUUCAAACCAAGC